AUGCCCAAGUGUGACAACUGUGACAAACUAAUAGCCAAGAAAUCCGCUAUUCUCGAGUGCAACACAUGCUCAAAAACAGUGCAUGCUACCCAGGCAUGCACCAGCCUAACAUCUAAGCAAUUAGCAGCACUACGCAACACUGAGAAUCUGGAAUGGACCUGCGAAGUUUGUUGCCGUGAAACUCCAAGGCAAAGGUCAUUUGUCAUACAAGAGGAGGAAGAGGAAGACGACGAGGAACUAUUAUUAACACAGGGAGCUGACAGCGGAUCCAACGCGAUGAAAAAGUUACUAAGCGACAUAUCAAUCGAGGUUAAAAAAGCAGUAAAGAAAGAAAUAGGCUCAGUAAAUGAAGCGCUCAGCUCUUGUUGUCAAAAAAUGGAUGGAAUAAUGGACACUUUAGUGACGAUUAGCGGAAAAAUAAAAGAACUGGGAAACAAGAAUACAUAUUUAACAAACCAAAAUAAACAUCAUCAAAAUCCAUGCUGUGGAACAAUACAUUGGAAACCUUGA
Molecule: messenger RNA, 510 nt
Organism: Parnassius apollo (apollo)
Lineage: Eukaryota; Metazoa; Arthropoda; Insecta; Lepidoptera; Papilionidae
Source: the annotation of a GenBank genome assembly